AUGGCGAGUCCCACUAAUGAUGCAAAAGCGGCGACUAAGAUGUUCAGCUCCAUCAUCUUUCCGAGAUUUGGAGUGCCUCGAGUGGUCAUUAGCGAUGGUGGAACACACUUCAUCAACAAGGCAUUUCAGGGCUUCUUAAAGAAGAAUGGAGUAAGGCACAAGGUGGCGAUCGCUUAUCAUCCACAGACGAGUGGACAGGUUGAGGUUUCCAACAGGGAGAUCAAGAGCAUUCUCCAGAAAACUGUCAACACCUCACGAAAGGACUUGUCACUUAAGAUGGACGAUGCCCUAUGGGCCUACAGAACGGCCUACAAAACGCCGCUAGGGACCACCCCCUAUCACCUGGUCUACGGUAAGGCGUGUCACCUUCCUGUCGAACUCGAAUACAAGGCUGCAUGGGCAGUCAAGUUACUGAAUUUCGACAUCAAGCCAGCAACUGAAAGGCGCAUGAUCCAAAUCCAUGAGCUGGAAGAGAUAAGGCACCUCGCCUAUGAAAGCUCCAAAAUUUAUAAAGAAAAGACCAAGGCCUACCAUGACAAGCGAAUCAUUUUCAGACGUUUCAAACCCAACGAUAAGGUCUUGUUUUUCAAUUCAAGGCUGAGGUUGUUCCCAGACAAGCUGAAGUCUAAAUGGUCCGGACCCUUCACUGUUAAGGAAGUUCGACCCUACAGAGCUGUUGUGUUAUUGGACAGAAAAGGAGAUGAGUUCGUAGUGAAUGGACAGCGCUUAAAGCAUUACCUUGCUGACUCCACUAUCGCAGAGGGCGAAAAAAUUCCCCUAAGCGCUCCCCCAUCAGCCUGA
Brassica napus (rape) is the source of this 801-nucleotide messenger RNA. RefSeq lists its product as uncharacterized. Bases 1 to 801 code for a protein of 266 amino acids. Gene Ontology annotation, biological process: DNA integration. Lineage: Eukaryota; Viridiplantae; Streptophyta; Magnoliopsida; Brassicales; Brassicaceae. Gene Ontology annotation, molecular function: nucleic acid binding. The transcript has a single exon. The record is from RefSeq and is a predicted model, not a curated record.